Molecule: messenger RNA, 1454 nt
Organism: Lucilia sericata (common green bottle fly)
Lineage: Eukaryota; Metazoa; Arthropoda; Insecta; Diptera; Calliphoridae
Gene: SPoCk
Product: probable DNA-directed RNA polymerase subunit delta
Exons: 2
Coding region: 1065-1361 (98 amino acids)
Source: RefSeq, a predicted model, not a curated record
AACAAGCUGAAAUGCAAUUCUUUUGCAUACAAAGUUUUUGAGCAAAACAAAUAAAAACGGCUUUUUUUUGGGGAUUUUGCGCUCUUUGGCAGGGUGAAAAUAGAAAAUAAAUAAAAAAGAAAAUUGAAAGAAAAAUUUUGUAUAAUUAUUUGACAAGUAGUGAGAGCUUACGAUGCGGACAAACGCAUUUUAAUAGUGGAGCCAUAAGGAACAUAAACGCGGAUAAAAUAAAAGAAAAAAAAAUAAUAAAUUGAAACAUUUCUAAAGUGCCAUUAAGAACUUGGGUGUAUCAGUGUGUUUCCAAUAACUUGACUAUUCAAUGAGGCAAGCAACGUGCUGCUAGCUUUGUUUUCUAGACUCCACUUGCCAUGAUGUCAAGCUGUAAAUUAAAUGGAGUAUUUGCUAACGUAUGAUUCAACAAAAAAAACCUUUGUAAAUAAAAUAAAACUAUAAAAAACCUGUUGUUAAUAAAUUCUGCAGGAAAAAUACUCUAAGCAACAACAAAAAUAAGUUUACUUCAACAAAAAAACACUGCAUUACAUGAAAAAGAACAAUCAUGCUUUUGUGAAUGAAAAAAGAAAAAAAUCGAUUGUGUGCCCAUUUUUUUUUGUUGGUGAAAAGUAAAAAUCAACAACAAUAAAAAGUAAUAAUAACAAUAAAAGGAAAAAGUGAAAAUCCUAAAAUAACAAAAAAGAAAAUUCAAAUAAUUUAAAUUGUAUUGCUAAAAAGAAAAUACGCAACAAAAAACCCUUUUGCUCUCCCCCUUUUUGUCUAUCAAUGACUCAUUAAAUAAAACCGAACAACAACAACAACUACUAAACAGUUGCAAUUGAAUUGUCAAGGAAAAAAAAACAAAAUAAAUAACAACCGUUAUAUAUUAAUUUGUCGUGUUUUUUCUUGCUCUCACCCCCGUUAAUUUUUUUUUAAAACGCGUGUGUUGUCAUUAAUUUCAAGUGUUUUUUUCAAUAGUUUUUAUUUAUUUAAUAUUUGUGUGCAUGUUUAAUAAUUAAUUAAUUAAAAGACGUUAGUGUUUUUUGCCCGCAACUCUUCCGCGGUCUAAAACCAUGAAAAAUCACAAGAAAUAUGCAAAACUACCCCAAGAUUUAGAUUUAAGUUUUCAAGAACAAUUAGAUUCGGUGGUGGACACUGCUGUGGCUGAUGAUUAUAAUUUAAGUGCUGGUUCCGGUUUAGACGAGGACGACGAUAAUAUUUUAGACGAUCAGGAAGACGACGAGGACGAAGACGAGGAAGAAGACGAAAUUGUUAUAGCCACAGCAGCGGCAGCUGCAGCUGGUCUUACCGGUGCCGGUGGUGGUGUACGAUUGACAAGUGCUACGGCAGCGGCCAGGAACAACAGUUGAAUCGUAAGGUGUUGGCCGGUUUGGGAAGAGAUAGUGUUAUAGAGGUAAGUGCAAAUUUUUUGAUGUUUAAGUUUUUAAGGAAAACCUACAAAA